Molecule: messenger RNA, 2158 nt
Organism: Onychomys torridus (southern grasshopper mouse)
Lineage: Eukaryota; Metazoa; Chordata; Mammalia; Rodentia; Cricetidae
Gene: Tgm4
Product: transglutaminase 4
Biological process (GO): peptide cross-linking
Molecular function (GO): protein-glutamine gamma-glutamyltransferase activity
Source: RefSeq, a predicted model, not a curated record
AUGGUCCUCAAGCCUCACCCCUUGGCAGCCACUGCAAGGUCACAUCUACCCCAGGACCACAUAAAAAGGGCUACAUCCUGCUCUGAGAAUAACUCUGGCAGUGCUGUUGACAUCAGACUAGAGCCUGACAGGGCUGCAGAGAGAGGCAUUGGGACCAUGGACCCCAGGAAGGCGCUGGUGGUUUACUCUGUGCACAUGGAGAAAAAGGAGAAUGCUGCCGCCCACCACACAUUGGAUUUCCAGACCAAGAAGCUUGUGCUCAGACGUGGACAGUUAUUCAACAUGAGGGUGAUACUAAACAGACCUCUCCAUCCUCAGGACAGACUGAAGCUGACGUUCGUUGUUAGAGGAUCAAACGUGCCAUCCUUGGAGCUUGAUCCGAUGACAUCCUUCUGUUCUAAGGGCUGGCAGGUGAAAAUUGCCAAGCAGACCGGUGAAGAGGUCAAACUGGCUGUCUUCAGUGCCGCUGAUGCUAUAGUGGGAAGGUACAAACUGCGUGUAAAUGAAUAUAAAGUUGGAGAAUUCUUCCUUCUCUUCAAUCCAUGGUGUGCAGAUGACAACGUUUACAUGCCUCGUGAGGAGGAUCGGGCAGAGUACGUCCUUGAUGAUUCUGGCUACAUUUACAUGGGUUUUGCCAAACAAAUUAAAGAGAAGCCCUGGACCUUUGGUCAGUUUGAAAAGUACGUUCUGAACUGCUGCUUAUCCCUGUUGGAACAACUGGAGCCCAAUGAUAUGCAGAACCCGGUGCAUGUGUCCAGGAAUAUUUGCACUAUGAUGAGUGCUGCAGACAAUGGCGUGCUAGUGGGGAACUGGUCAGGAGACUACAGCAGUGGUACUACCCCGUACGUGUGGGCCAGCAGUGUGCCCAUCCUGCAGCAGUACUUCUUCACCAAGGUGCCUGUGUGCUUCGGCCAGUGCUGGGUUUUCUCUGGAAUCCUGACCACAGCACUGAGAGCAGUGGGCAUCCCAGCUCGCAGCGUGACUAACUUUGAGUCAGCCCAUGAUACAGAAAAGAAUCUCACAGUAGACAUCUACCUGGAUGAAUCGGGCAAGACAAUUGCACAUCUGACCAAAGACUCUGUCUGGAAUUUCCACGUGUGGACAGAUGCCUGGAUGAGAAGGCGGGAUCUACCCCAGGGCAACGAUGGCUGGCAGGUCCUGGAUGCUACGCCCCAGGAAAUCAGUGAGGGAAGCUUCCGCACUGGACCUUCUUCACUGAGUGCCAUCCGUCAGGGAGAAGUCCAAACUCAGUAUGACACCAAGUUUGUCUUCACGGAGGUCAAUGGUGACAAGUUGAUCUGGCUGGUGAAGUAGAACCAGGGGAAGGUCCUCCCAGUGUAAACUGCGAGUAUUGGCAAGCACAUCAGCACCAAGAUGGUGGGCGAGAACAGACGUGAAGAUAUCACCUUCCAGUACAAGUUCCCAGCAGGCUCUCCGGAGGAGAGGAAGGCCAUGGACAGGGCCUCUGGUAAACGUCCUGAUGAGAACAAGCCCACCUCGCCACAUAACAGCUUUCUUCAGAUACAUGUCUCCCAGAACUCUGUGGAGCUGGGAUAUCCUGUCACUUUGACCCUAGUUUUGAAAAGGAAAACGCACACCCCACAGAAUGUCAGCAUUUCAUGUUCCCUCAACCUCCAGACAUAUACAGGCAAUAAGAAGACAAACCUGGGAGUCAUCCAGAAGACGGUGCAGAUCCAAGGUCAAGAAUCAGAGGUGGUUCUCAGCAUGGAUGCCAACUCCUACAUCUACAAACUGGGCAUGGUUGAUGAUGAGGUGGUCAUCAAGGGGUUCAUCAUUGCAGAAAUCUCAGGAACUGGUGACAAAGCGGCCACUGACACCACCCUGAGUUUCCUGUACCCUGCUUUCUCUGUUGAGAUGCCUAGCACAGGCAAGGUCAACAUGCCACUUUCAUUCAACUGCUCCUUCAAGAACACCCUGCCCAUCCCUCUGACUAACAUCAAGUUCUCAGUGGAAAGCCUGGCCCUCUCUAAGAUGCAAUCCUGGAAGCAAGGGACACUGUCACCUGGAAUGUCCAUCAAUUUCCAAAUGAAAUUAACCCCAGUGAGAACUGGAUCCAAGAAAUUUAUUGUCAAGUUUACUUCUAGAGAAGUGAAGGAGGUUGAUGCCGAGAAGAUCAUUCUCAUCACCUAGCCCAGCU